Molecule: messenger RNA, 417 nt
Organism: Oppiella nova
Lineage: Eukaryota; Metazoa; Arthropoda; Arachnida; Sarcoptiformes; Oppiidae
Source: the annotation of a GenBank genome assembly
AUGAUUCUCACGAGUGAUGGCUGUGUCUACGGAUGGGGUGAUAAUAUGUUCGGACAGUUAGGUUGUGGACCAGACAGUGAUAUACGAAAAGGAGACAUAUUUCAAGUGAAUUUUACCCCAAAUAACAAAAUUAAAAGCAUUUAUUGCUGUGAAUACUCUUCAUUUGCCAUCACAUCUGAGGGACAGGUGUUUAGUUGGGGUCGAAAUGAUUUCUAUAAUUUGGGACACAAUUCAUCGGAUAAUAUAUGGGAACCACAACUCAUUGCAGACAUGACUGUUGUUUUCGAAGUCAAUGAUUACAAGCGUUUGUACGAAGAGUUGCAUUCAUUAGGUUCGGGAGCUUUUGGGGAAGUAUUUGUUGUUAAAGAAAAAUAUGAUGGACGAGAAUAUGCGGUUAAGAAAAUUAAAUUUGAAAGU